AUGGAGGCGGCUGUAAGCAUGGCCAUAUCAUCAUUCAAUGAGGGUGCGUCAGCCAUCCUUAAUGUGAUGGCCAACCUGUGGCUGGAGAGCACAACCAUCACCCUAAACACCAUCAGGGAAGCUGACAUGCUGAGGAGAAUACACCCAGGCCAAUUGCCAAGAUACCUGGCCCUGACCGCCCCACAGAAAAGAAAAGCCAAAACUGCAGAUGCCGCUUCAUCAAGGCCCACAAAGCAACUAAAAAUAGGCGAGACAAUAGCCAUUCGAAAAAGUGUGGACCAAGCUGUGAUGAAUUUUGUGAUCCAGUCCCUCCAGCCCUUCAGCGUGGUGGACCAGCCAUCCUUUCAGCAGCUUCUGAAAGACCUUCAGCCCAAUGCCCCUCUAAUGUCCAGAACAACGUUGCGGAGGAGGAUUGAUGACGCGGCACUUAAAAUGAAGAGGACCAUGAAAGAAGCAAUGUUGAGCUCUGUUGAACUCUCCUUUCUGGAGGAGUACGCCAGAACAAUGGGACCAGUCGGCAAAGCCCUCAACAUUCUGCAAGGCGAAAACGAUGUCCAGAUGGGAUGGCUCCUGCCUACUUUGACGCUCCUCAUCACAAAGCUAGACAAGAUCCGCAUCACAAGCCGAUAUUGCAAACCCCUGGUGGAUGCUGUGCAAGAGGGCCUGCAGCAUCGAUUCGCGGAUAUGCUCGUGGAACCAGAGUUCAUCGCGGCUGCCAUCCUUGUGCCAAAGUUCAAGACGACCUGGACCUCUGACGAUGAGCUCAUACUGCGAGGCAUGGACUACAUCAAGGCCCAUCUUGAAGAAGAGACGGCCAACCUGUCCCCAGCUAAUGGCUCCAGUGAUACAGAUGACGAGGACUUCUUCGCGAGCUUUAAGAAGUCAGGGCAAGGUGAAGUUGUGAAGCAACUGGAGGGUUACCUCGCAUCCAAGCUUGAACACAAGGGGGUACUGAUGUCAUAUCCUGCAGUAUGCAAACUAUCGAUGAAGCUGAACACGGCCUUACCGGCAUCAGCAGCGUGUGAGCGCCUGUUUAGUACAGCAGGGCUCAUUUUUAGUCCCAGGCGAGCAAGGAUAGAUGCCAAGAAUUUUGAAAACCAGCUCUUACUUAAGAGAAAUGUAAAAUACUUGAGUUGA
Engraulis encrasicolus (European anchovy) is the source of this 1137-nucleotide messenger RNA. RefSeq lists its product as uncharacterized. The transcript is spliced from 4 exons. Bases 1 to 1137 code for a protein of 378 amino acids. Gene Ontology annotation, molecular function: protein dimerization activity. The record is from RefSeq and is a predicted model, not a curated record. Lineage: Eukaryota; Metazoa; Chordata; Actinopteri; Clupeiformes; Engraulidae.